Molecule: messenger RNA, 873 nt
Organism: Meloidogyne enterolobii
Lineage: Eukaryota; Metazoa; Nematoda; Chromadorea; Rhabditida; Meloidogynidae
Source: the annotation of a GenBank genome assembly
UAACUCAUUAUAAGAUACGAUUUUUCCGUCCAUAAGGUAAGGUUGUCGGUUCCGGGUUUCCGGAACCAACAACCCCGAAUAUCUGGAAAUUCGGUUCCGGUUCCGGAUAUCAGAAGAUUUCCCAGGACCGCCAACCUUACCAUAAGGGUGUAUUUUCCAUUGAGGUUCAACUGCGAAAUGCUGAUAAUUAUUGUUUUGUUAAAUUUAUUAUAAUUUAAUUUUAAAAUUUUUAAAACAAAAUUAGUUUAAAAAAUGAGAUUAAAAAUUAUUUUAUUUUUAUUUAUUAAUUAUUUAAAUAAAUAUAAUAAUGCUCAAGAAGGUGCCUUUAGAAAGAAUUAUAUUGUAGAGAAAAAUCAAACUUGGAACGGACAUUUUUAUAUUUUACGUGAUGAACAACCUUUCUUUAGAGUUUUUCAUGAAACACAUAGAAAGGUAUUCCGUGAUAAUCCAAAUGCGGGUAGAAUGUCUAACGAACCCCCCUCAAUAGAUGCUCAAUUAAUGGAAGAACACGGAAGUGAUCAACGUUUGAGAGAGGCUGCUCAAUUUUGGCAUGAACAUAAUCAAAAAUUAAUACAUAAUCAAACAAAUAAUCAACAAGAAAAACACUUAGAACAUAAUUAUCCUUUUCAAAGACGAAUUAAACGUGCAGAAAAAUCACAAAAUAAUAAUUUAAUAAAAGACGAUUCAAAAACUUUAAACGAAUUAGAAAUAUUAACAAAAUCCUUAAAUUCCCAACAAAGAAAAUGGAUGAAAGCUGCAUUAAAUGAAAUAAUGAAGGAAGGAGGAGGAGAGGGAGGGGAACAAAAUAAUGAAGAUAAUAUACAAGAUAAUUCUAUGGUUUUAACCGUUAUUGAAAGAAAUCAAAACAAGUAA